Molecule: messenger RNA, 534 nt
Organism: Schistocerca nitens (vagrant locust)
Lineage: Eukaryota; Metazoa; Arthropoda; Insecta; Orthoptera; Acrididae
Product: transcriptional regulatory protein AlgP-like
Exons: 1
Coding region: 1-534 (177 amino acids)
Source: RefSeq, a predicted model, not a curated record
AUGCCACCACCCCGCCAGCCGGCGCCGAAAGCGGCGCCUAAGGCGGGAGACAAGCCGAAAGCGGCGCAGGUAGCCAGGCGCAAGCCCAGUGGCCCAGUCGGGGACGGCGCAACGGGUAAGUCCGAACCGAAAGCGGAGACGAAGGCCUCGCGGCCGACGACACCGUCGGCGGUAAAGACUGCGGGCGAGCCAAAGCUGGCGCAGGUAGCCGGGCAACAACCCAGCAGCCCAGUCAGUGCUGGCACGUCUACGCAGAGUCGCCCAGCGGGAGAGACGGCGGCCGCACGGCCGAAGUCGCAACCGUCGGAGACGGCGAAAAGCGCGCAGAAACUGGCGCAGGUAGCCGGGCAACAGCCCAGAGGCCCAGUCGAGGACGGCACGUCCCGCUACAAGGUAAGCCCUAGCGAUCUUGCGACCGUGAAGCUUAUCGCGACGCGGCUCGAGGACGUCCUGAACCUCGUAGACGACUCUCAAACUGGGGCAACUGGUCGAGGAGACAAAUCUGGGGGACUUCAAGAGACAACUAAGAGCUAA